AUGCUUGGCCCCGGGCCGCCGCCGGGAGAGCGCCGGCCCGGGUCGUCCCCGCCCACCACCGCCGGUGCGCCCGAGCUGGCCGCGGAACCCGGAAGACGUCCCCGCCGGCCAGGAUGCCGCGGGGAGCGGGGCGGGCGUCCGUCCGUCCGUCCGUCCCUCCGGAGGUGCGGCCCCGCUCGCCCCGCGCUCCCCUCCCUCCCUCCCGGCCGCCGGGGCUCUUCUCUUGAAUCACUUCCGAAAGUGAGUAGUUCCCCUCUCGCGAACGUUCUUCAUUCCUCCCCCGCCCGGUGCCCUGAGGCUCCCCGCGCGCCCCCAGCCCCGGGAACCCCGGACGACCCGGGACACCUGACCUCUGAGGACCCCGGUUCCGGGCCCCGAGUUCAAACCCCACGACCGGAAAAGAAAACCUUUACUCUUCAGUGCAUCAGAAUCUUCACUGACAAAGCGUUGCGGGGCGUAGCCGUUGAAAGGCGAGGAAGACCGGCCGCGAACCGCUGGCAGAUGUCCACCUGCGCCUGCCUGUUUAUCCCUGACCCCCUGUGCCCCCCGACGGUAUGAACUGAGGUACGAGCUUCGCAGCACCGUGUCGAUCCCGGGCUUGGAAACCGCACUUGAAGGAAUGUUCGCCAACCUCAAGUGGGGGAAAAGUGACUUGGAAAAACGUAGAAGGGCCCGGGGCCCAUGGCUCACCUACCUGCAAUCCUGACUACUCUGGCAGGUGGAUACCUGAACAGUCACUGCUCAAACCCAGCCCCGGCAGGCAGGCAGGCCCGGGAGUCUGUUGUCUCCAAAUAGUCCUCAAAAAAUAAAAUAAAAUAAAUCGAGAAGU
Messenger RNA from Perognathus longimembris pacificus (Pacific pocket mouse), 829 nucleotides. Its product is annotated as cuticle collagen 34-like. Lineage: Eukaryota; Metazoa; Chordata; Mammalia; Rodentia; Heteromyidae. The coding region runs from base 1 to 558 and encodes 185 amino acids. The record is from RefSeq and is a predicted model, not a curated record. The transcript has 3 exons.